Molecule: messenger RNA, 729 nt
Organism: Nicotiana tabacum (common tobacco)
Lineage: Eukaryota; Viridiplantae; Streptophyta; Magnoliopsida; Solanales; Solanaceae
Product: exopolygalacturonase-like
Biological process (GO): carbohydrate metabolic process
Molecular function (GO): polygalacturonase activity
Source: RefSeq, a predicted model, not a curated record
GUGACGAAUUCAAGAAUCCAUCAUUUGAGAUCAAUCAACAGCAAGAACUCCCACAUAAACCUCUUUGCGUGCAACAACAUAAACAUCAGUUUCGUACGAAUGACAGCUCCUGGGGACAGCCCCAACACCGACGGCAUUCACAUCGGAGCUUCAACGAACAUUAGAAUUUCAAGAACUGUUAUUCAAACCGGGGACGACUGCAUUUCCAUGGUUACAGGCAGCCGAAACAUCGACAUUUCCGAAGUUACUUGUGGACCUGGUCAUGGAAUUAGCAUUGGUAGUCUAGGAAAAUCACCUGGAGAAUUUGUUACAGGCAUAAAUGUGAGAAAUUGCACAUUUAUUGAUACUCAAAAUGGGGCAAGGAUCAAAACUUGGGCACCGUCUUUGUCAAGUGAGGCUUCUGAUAUAUUUUUUGGUGACAUUUACGUGCAAAAUGUCAAUAAUCCAGUCCUCAUUGAUCAACAAUACUGCCCAUAUCCUUCUUGCAGCAAUCUGGGACAGGACAAUUCUAAAGUACAAAUAAGCAAUGUGACAUUCAGUAACAUAUGGGGAACAUCAAGUUCAAAGGUUGCAGUCACUUUAAAAUGUAGUAAAUUGGUGCCCUGUAAGAAUGUGCAGCUUAACAAUAUCAACUUGGCAUACCACGGACGAGGAGGACCAGCCACGUCUUCGUGUUUAAAUGUGAUUGGUGCUUCAUAUGGGAAACAAUCUCCUCCUAGUUGUUUAUGA